Messenger RNA from Ostertagia ostertagi, 426 nucleotides. The record is from the annotation of a GenBank genome assembly. Lineage: Eukaryota; Metazoa; Nematoda; Chromadorea; Rhabditida; Trichostrongylidae.
UCGAAAAGUGUUUGUGCUCUGGGAGAGCCAUUACUUUACCCCAGCACAGGCCAAGCGAUCCAGUGCUCACGAUCUCGAAGAUGUCCUCCUGGAUUUGCGUGCAAACGCAACCCGAACAGCGAUGUGUUUCAUUGCUGCACUGUUCCAAAACCUUUAGCCAUGGAUCAGUACAUCAGUCGAGUCAGAGCCUUAGCGAAAACAAAGGAGCAACUGCAGCAGCACGUCAACUUCUUUUCACCUUCACGCAGAGUUGGCAAGAGACCUUAUUGUCCGAAGAAUCUGGUGCUUCUUGAAACCGAAACGGAUCGAAAACUCACACGACGAUGCCAAUUGAAAUGCCCGCCGACGAUGAUUGCCGUCAACGGAAUCUGCAAACUUGAUCUCACCCGUUCCUCUCUUCGACCAAAAGUGCUGCUCCCAAGCCAA